AAUCCCAGUGGAAGAUGUACUAAGGAUCAUUCGCUAAAGUUCAUCAGUCGUUCUUUGUGUUCUAAUCAAGACAUUAGUUUCCAGCUCGACCAAAGUAAUUAGACCGACGGAAUGGCAGACAACUCUCAGCAGAUGAGCUUCAAUGCUGGCCAGGCCAAGGGCCAAACCCAGGAGAAGGCCAACCAGAUGAUGGACAGGGCCAGCAAUGCCGCUCAAUCCGCCAAGGACUCAAUCCAGGAGACCGGGCAGCAGGCGAAGGCCAAGGCACAGGGAGCUGCUGACUCAGUCAUGAAUGCAACCGGAUUGAAGAAAUGAUCGAUCAGACGAACGACGUUUCUCGUUGCCGCGAAAUAAUUUUUCGAAUCUACUCCAAUAAUCAUUCGUGGUGACAAUCUUCGGAUUGUGUUUUGUCGAGUCGGGACCCGGGCCCUAUUGUAGUGUUUCGUUUUUUUUUUUUUUUUUUUUUUUUUCCUAUUUUUAGUUCUGAAGUUGAUAAGAGCAAGGGAGGCACUUCAUGUGAAAAAGCAUGGAGGUCUUUCCUCGCGACGGUUUCUAGAAGAGUAGCUUUUGGAGAUCAAUUGUUAGUUUUCUUCUUCUUCAUCUUAUUAUUAUUAUUAUUAUUAUUAUUAUUAUUAUUAUAAUGGAUUAUUUAGAUUCAUUGCCUUAA
Punica granatum (pomegranate) is the source of this 667-nucleotide messenger RNA. The record is from RefSeq and is a predicted model, not a curated record. Lineage: Eukaryota; Viridiplantae; Streptophyta; Magnoliopsida; Myrtales; Lythraceae.